AUGCGUGUGGCCAAGCAGGAGCGCAGUCUUGUAGAGCGAGAUGACAAGCCGCGGAAACAGAGAAAGCGAGCCCUAGUUGCAUGCAAUCGAUGCCGGAAGAGAAAAAUCAAGUGCAAUGGUGACCUCAACACUGGCCUGGCUUGCUCCAGCUGCCGUGGUGUUGGAGCUACCGAAUGCCAAUACAUACGAGUCAACUCUUUGGCCCCCGAAGACGCUGCUAGAGAAGCAGCUAGGCUCUAUGCAAAUAAGGGUUACGGAAGGUCAAUCCUCAUGGAAUCCCCUCAAAUGCGAGCUUUAUACCAGCGAGAAGAGUAUGAGCUGGAUAUCCAGUCUAACUUCUCACGGCAACCCGUCGGCAUGGAUCACUCCUAUGACGACCAUUCCGCCAAUUACCAUGGUCAGACAUCGCCAGGGUACAUGCUGUCCAGCACUCCUGGAGCAAUGCUCGACUAUGGCACCGCAUGGGGCAACCGGGCCUGGGAUCCCAACGGCAGACCCAACGGCGAGUUCUUCGAAGAACCAAACAGCAACCUGAACCAAGCUGCAUAUGACUUCGUCCUCCCCGGCCAAGGCAUGUCCACCGAAAUGCCCCAGUCAACAGGUGCAAUGACAACGUCGUACACCGACGCCGUAGAUCGCACUCUCCCAACACCCCCAACCUGCCGAAGCCAACCCCAGCCCCAGUCACACAUAAACCUCUCAACCCUCCCAGACGGCCCCUCGGGCAUGACUCUAGCCACUGACGGAAAGGGCCAGGGCUGGAACUCGCGGCACGCAACUUCCCCAGAUGGCCGCACGGUGACCAUGUCCACCGUCCCAAGCAACGGUCUCUACAAUAUCAGCCCUUCAGCACGCGUCAAAUCAAACGAUUCAGACGACGGCACACCCGAUCUCGUCUUUGGCUACCCUAUGGCUACAGCAGAUGAUUCCUCCCCUCUUCCUCCAUCAUCCUCAUCCUCCAUGGCCUCCUCCGCUGCAAACCCCCCUUACCCAGCUCUGGAUACGAUAGAGAACACCUUGGGUGAGUACAACACGUCCGAUGCACGUCUAGGACGCACUUUCUCGCGCGACAGCGGCGCCGGACAGCGUCUACUUGCGCUGGCUUCCGAUUGCGCACCUGAUGUGUAUGGGUAUUCCGGUAGUGAGCGCAGGAGAUCCAGGGCCGUUGUCGAGACGGAUUUGCGCUGCUCGGCCCUGACUCUUAUUAAUGGGUUACCCUAUACGCGUGUUCGACAUGCAGACUCGGCGGUUGGUUUGCCGUAUGGAUUUUUGCCUGAUAACUUGUCUGAUUAUGGGCGUUCGGUUGAUAGUUUGCAUCGUCCUAUUUCGUCCUUGGGACACCAAGGGGCGUAUUGA
This is a messenger RNA of Penicillium robsamsonii, 1356 nucleotides long. RefSeq lists its product as uncharacterized. The record is from RefSeq and is a predicted model, not a curated record. Lineage: Eukaryota; Fungi; Ascomycota; Eurotiomycetes; Eurotiales; Aspergillaceae. Gene Ontology annotation, biological process: regulation of DNA-templated transcription. The coding region runs from base 1 to 1356 and encodes 451 amino acids. Gene Ontology annotation, molecular function: zinc ion binding; DNA-binding transcription factor activity, RNA polymerase II-specific. The transcript is spliced from 3 exons.